CUUAAAAUAUCUUUUUUUAAAUUAGGUUUUGGCCAGGAGGAUGUCACGGGAGAUGCUCAGUUAUGGCAAACAAAGUGCGUUCCUGGUGGUUUUAUUGGUAAAAACUUUUCAAACGUUGGCAUGUCCUGAUCUUUGUGAGUGUUCGAUUGCAAAAGUGGAUUGCAAUGGAAAACGUUUUUACUUUAUUCCGGAAACCAUGGACCAUAAAACAGACAGCAUAUUACUGGCCUUCAAUGAAAUAUCUAGCGUUCAAUCGAUGGCUUUCUCAGCGUUCCAUCUUCUUACACACCUGGAGCUGCAGAACAACCUCCUGUCCAGAAUACACAGGAAUGGCUUCCACGGCCUGCGCAACCUGAGCUACCUCGACUUGAGCAGCAACCGACUAACGUCCAUUACGCCCGAUGUUUUUACCCCCCUGUCCAGGCUGACCAAACUCAACCUGGGAAACAACCAGCUCUCCCAGCUGCCUGCAAAUAUCCUGCUGCCGUUAGUACAUUUGCAAAGCCUUUAUUUGUACAAUAAUGCCCUGAACGGGCUCCAGGUCGAGGUCUUGACCUGCGCUCCAGCGCUAACAGAACUGCGACUGGAUGGGAACCCCUGGGCCUGUACCUGUCAGAUUCAACACAUGGUGUCUUGGAUGAUCGAGAACGGGCAAAUAAUGAAAGGUAAGCGGUGUUAUUAAGGUGAUAGAAUCGCAUUAUAUAGAGAUCAUUUUGCAAGCCCUCCCCUCUUUUCAGUCUGUGUGGAAAGAUGACCAAUUACUGGGAGGGCUUUGAUUUUAAGCCACUUCCAAGUGUGCGUGCUCGGCCCCAGGGGGCAGGGGUGCUGAGGUACACUGAGCUCCAUGGACGCUCGCUCACAGACUCACCGUGACUUGGGGGAGAAGGCAGACACGCUCUAACAGCAUCGGAAAGUUAACCUGCAUGCCGGGGGAGGGGGAGAGAGGAGGGGGUCUCUGCAAAUAUUUAUAAAAGUGUAAAUUUCAAACAGAAAUCAGCACUUUUAUAACUUGCAAUUAUGAGUGUACACUGAUCAGCCAAAACAUUAAACCUACUUCCUGGUGAAGUGAAUAACAUUGAUUAUCGUUACAAUGGCCCCUGUCACGGGGUGGGAUAUAUUAGGCAGUAAGUGAACAGUCGCUUCUUGAAUUUCACGUGUUGGAAGCAGGAAAAAUGGGCAAGUGAGACCAUCUGGGUGACUUUGACACGUAUCACCUACCUAGAGAUAGUUGCAGACACUCCUUAAUGGCAAUAGUGUUACCUUGGCCUCCAAAUUCCCCAGCACUCAAUCAGAUUGACCAUCUGUGGGAUGUGCUCAAAACAACAAAUUGGAUCCAUGGAGGUCCCACCUCGCAACUUGCAGGAAUAAAGGAUCUGCUGCUAAUGUUUUGGUGCCUGAUCCCACAGGACACGUUCAGAGGUUUUGGAGUCCCUGCCUCGAUGUAUAAGAGCUGUUUUGGAAGUACGAGGGGCCCUACAUGAUAUUAGGCAGGUGGAUUUAAUGGCGUGGCUGAUCAGUGAACCCUGAGAAAGCUGGCGUGCUUUAUGUGUGCCGAGUGUCCCUUUAAAUAAUACUUUGAGGUGUGAUACAGGGACCACGAUAAAGAGCAGUCAGCGAUUUAUAGACCUAUAUACAGGAUAUUACAGAGAAAUAGCAGUAUUUUGUUUCAAUUCUUCCAUAGUGAUCAUUCUUUGAUCAUAUAAUCACAAUCACAAUGUGGGCUAUGAGUGGGUUCUGUGAGUGUGGGCUUUGAGUGGGUUCUGUGAGUGUGGGCUAUGAGUGGGUUCUGUGAGUGUGGUCUAUGAGUGUGGGCUGUGAGUGGGGGCACUCUGAGUGGGUUCUGUGAGUGGGGGCACUCUGAGUGUAGUCUAUGAGUGAGGGCUAUGAGUGUGGGCACUCUGAGUGGGUUCUGUGAGUGGGGGCACUCUGAGUGUGGUCUAUGAGUGUGGGCACUCUGAGUGUGGUCUAUGAGUGAGUUCUAUGAGUGUGGUCUGAGUGAGUUCUAUGAGUGGGGGCUGUGAGUGAGUUCUAUGAGUGUGGGCUAUGAGUGAGUGCUAUGAGUGGGGGCUGUGAGUGGGGGCACUCUGAGUGUGGGCACUCUGAGUGUGGGCUAUGAGUGAGUUCUAUGAGUGUGGGCUAUGAGCGUGGGCUCUGAGUGGGAGCACUCUGAGUGAGUUCUAUGAGUGUGGGCUAUGAGUGUGGGCACUCUGAGUGGGUUCUGUGAGUGAGUUCUAUAAGUGGGUUCUUUAUCUCUAUAAAUGUAAAGCGCUGCGGUAUAUGUUGGCGCUAUUAAUAAUAAUAAUAAUAAUAAUGUUUGCUCUCUCUGAUUCUGUAAAAUAAGAUGAAAAUUCAAAUCAGUGAAAUUAAUUCUUUAUUUUCUAGAAACCAGCAGGACCCUGUGUGAGAGUCCCAGAUCCCUGAAUCACUUUCCAGUCCUGGAGAUAACGCGGGAAUCCUUCCGCCGCUGCCGGGACUACAUUCCGCUGUCUGACUCUCUGUACAUUCUGCUAACUGGCAUUGCACUAUUUACUAGCAGUAUUGUCCUCUGCUUUCUAGCGGGUUCCCUGACUGUCUGCUAUGAACGCGUGCUAAUCUCCAUCCGCCAGCGACCGCGCGUCUACAAACCCGCCAAAACGCAGGAAAACAUUAUCAUUGCAAAUCCUUCCGCAGGAUGGGUUAUAUAGACUGACUGGCCCCAUGACAGGCUCCACAGCUCAAACCCCUCACCGAAUAAAUAAACCUCCAACUGGCUCAAACCCCUCACCGAAUAAAUAACCCUCCAACUGGCUCAAACCCCUCACCGAAUAAAUAACCCUCCAACUGGCUCAAACCCCUCACCGAAUAAAUAACCCUCCAACUGGCUCAAACCCCUCACCGAAUAAAUAACCCUCCAACUGGCUCAAACCCCCCACCGAAUAAAUAAACCUCCAACCGGCUCAAACCCCUCACCGAAUAAAUAAACCUCCAACUGGCACAAACCCCUCACCGAAUAAAUAAACCUCCAACCGGCUCAAACCCCUCACCAAAUAAAUAACCCUCCAACUGGCUCAAACCCCUCACCGAAUAAAUAAACCUCCAACUGGCUCAAACCCCUCACCGAAUAAAUAACCCUCCAACUGGCUCAAACACCUCACCGAAUAAAUAACCCUCCAACUGGCUCAAACACCUCACCGAAUAAAUAAACCUCCAACUGGCUCAAACCCCUCACCGAAUAAAUAACCCUCCAACUGGCACAAACCCCUCACCGAAUAAAUAACCCUCCAACUGGCUCAAACCCCUCACCGAAUAAAUAAACCUCCAACUGGCUCAAACCCCUCACCGAAUAAAUAACCCUCCAACUGGCUCAAACACCUCACCAAAUAAAUAAACCUCCAACUGGCUCAAACCCCUCACCGAAUAAAUAACCCUCCAACUGGCUCAAACCCCUCACCGAAUAAAUAACCCUCCAACUGGCUCAAACCCCUCACCGAAUAAAUAAACCUCCAACCGGCUCAAACCCCUCACCAAAUAAAUAACCCUCCAACUGGCUCAAACCCCUCACCGAAUAAAUAAACCUCCAACUGGCUCAAACCCCUCACCGAAUAAAUAACCCUCCAACUGGCUCAAACCCCUCACCGAAUAAAUAAACCUCCAACUGGCUCAAACCCCCCACCGAAUAAAUAAACCUCCAGCUGGCUCAAACCCCUCACCAAAUAAAUAACCCUCCGACUGGCUCAAACCCCUCACCGAAUAAAUAACCCUCCAACUGGCUCAAACCCCUCACCGAAUAAAUAACCCUCCAACUGGCUCAAACCCCUCACCGAAUAAAUAACCCUCCGACUGGCUCAAACCCCUCACCGAAUAAAUAACCCUCCAACUGGCACAAACCCCUCACCGACAACCUCCAACUGGCACAAACCCUCACCAAAUAAAUAACCCUCCCACUGGCUCAAACCUCACCGACAAAUAACCCUCCCACUGGCUCAAACCCCUCACCAAUAAAUAACCCUCCAACUGGCUCAAACCCCUCACCGAAUAAAUAAACCUCCAACUGGCUCAAACCCCUCACCGAAUAAAUAACCCUCCAACUGGCUCAAACCCCUCACCGAAUAAAUAACCCUCCAACUGGCUCAAACCCCUCACCGAAUAAAUAACCCUCCAACUGGCUCAAACCCCUCACCGAAUAAAUAACCCUCCAACUGGCACAAACCCCUCACCGAAUAAAUAACCCUCCAACUGGCUCAAACCCCUCACCGAAUAAAUAAACCUCCAACUGGCUCAAACCCUUCACCGAAUAAAUAAACCUCCAGCUGGCUCAAAUCCUCCAACUGGCUCAAACCCCUCACCAAAUGACGCGGGAGUCACAGUAUGUGGGAUGGGGGGUCACAGCUUGUGGGACACGGGGAGGUCACAGUGUGUGGGACACAGUGUGUGGGACGGGGGUCACAGUGUGUGGGACACGGGGGGGUCACAGUUUGUGGGACAUGGGGGGGUCACAGUGUGUGGCACACAGGGGUGUCACAGUGUGUGAGACACGGGGGGUCACAGUGUGUGGUACAGGGGACGUCACAUUGUGUGGGAAGGGGGGGCGUCACAGUGUGUGGGACAGGGGGGGUCACAGUGUGUGGGACGGGGGGUCACAGUGUGUGAGACGGGGGUCACAGUGUGUAGGAUGUCUGGGACUGGUGGCAGGUUUUAAUUAGUUAUAUUAAGUAUAAUAAAUAAUAUAUUUACAGUUGCAAGAAAAGUAUGUGAACCCUUUGGAAUGAUAUGGAUUUCUGCACAAAUUGGUCAUAAAAUGUGAUCUGAUCAUCAUCUAAGUCACAACAAUAGACAAUCACAGUCUGCUUAAACUAAUAACACACAAAGAAUGAAAUGUUGCCAUGUUUUUAUUGUACACACCAUACCCAGAGCCAUUACCACUACUUAGCAUCACCCAGAGCCAUUACCACCACCUACCACAACCCAGAGCCAUUACCAGCAUCUACCACUACCCAAAGCCAUUACCACAACCUACCACUACCCAAAGCCAUUACCACCCUCUACCACUACCUAUAGCUACCCAAAGCCAUUAACACAACCUACCACAACCCAGAGUCAUUACCACAAUCCAGAGCCAUAACCAGUAUCUACCACUACCCAGAGCCAUUACCAGCACCUGCCGCUACCAGGAGCCAUUACCAACAACUAUUGCUACCCAAAGCCAUUACCAGCAACUACCAUUACCGAUCGCUACACUGAGCCACUACCAGCACCUAUCUCUGCUCAGAGCUAUUACCAACAACUACUGCUACCCAGAGCCAUUACUAGCACCUACUGCUACCCAGAGCCAUUACCAACAACAACUGCUACCCAGAGCCACAACCAGCACCUACAGCUACCGAGAGCCGUUACCAACAAUUACUGGUACCCAGAGCCAUUACCAGCACCUACCACUACCCAGAGACACUACCAGCACCUAUUGCUACUCAAAGCCAUUACCAAAACCUACUGCUACCCAGAGCCAUUACCAGCACCUACCACUACCUAUCGCUAUCCAGAGCCACUACCAGCACCUAUCGCUGCUCAGAGCUAUUACCAACAACUACUGCUACCCAGAGCCAUUACCAGCAACUACCGCUACCCAGAGCCAUUACCAACAACUACUGCUACCUAG
Messenger RNA from Pelobates cultripes (western spadefoot toad), 5635 nucleotides. The record is from the annotation of a GenBank genome assembly. Lineage: Eukaryota; Metazoa; Chordata; Amphibia; Anura; Pelobatidae.